AAAAGUAGUUGCUUGAAUGAACGAACGAACGAGCGAAUAGGCUUGGCCUUGGCUGGCUUCACGAGCACUGGCAAUGGAAGUUCCCAAUUCAAAGGCCAAGCUUCUCUUGGCAUUCUUCUUCUUCUUCUUCUCCUUUAAGGGUCAGUUUCUCUGUCUAUUUUAUGCUUUAUUAGUUAAUUCUUCACAGGUGGUGGCGUCUGGGUCUGUGGUUAAGUCUCUGCCGGGAUUUGAAGGACCCCUUCCCUUUGAACUGGAAACUGGGUAUGUUGGAGUUGGUGAAUCGGAGGACGUAGAGCUGUUCUACUACUUUGUUAAGUCGGAAUCGAACCCCAAAGAGGACCCUCUUGUUCUUUGGCUCACAGGAGGCCCGGGCUGCUCUUCAUUCUCUGCUUUUGCUUAUGAAAUUGGUCCACUGAAUUUUGAGCAGAAUCAGAAAGAUGGGAGCUUCCCCACAUUAGUCUUGAAUCCAUAUUCAUGGUCUAAGGCAGCGAGCAUAAUCUUUGUAGACUUGCCUGUUGGUACUGGAUUCUCCUAUGCAAGAUCCUCAACUGCUGCUGAGUGCAGUGAUUUGCAAGCAUGUGACCAAGCAUAUCAGUUUCUAAGGAAGUGGUUAAUUGAUCAUCCGGAAUUCCUCUUGAAUCCAGUUUAUGUGGGUGGAGACUCAUACUCUGGCAUUACUGUACCAGUGGUUGUUCAGGUGAUAACAAAUGGAAAUGAAGAGGGUAUCGUACCAUUUAUCAAUCUGAAUGGAUACAUACUUGGGAAUGCAGAAACUGAUCCUGAUUUUGAAAGCAAUUAUAGAAUCCCAUUUGCUCAUGGAAUGGGACUAAUUUCGGAUGAACUCUACAAGUCUUUGCAGAGAAAUUGUCAAGGACAGUAUUUCAAUGUAGACCCCAGCAAUACAAAGUGUAAGCAGGACGUUCAGGCUUACCAGGAGUGUAUAAGUGGGCUUAAUACUGCACAGAUUUUGGAACCAGCGUGUGGUUUUGCUUCACCAAAACCACGCACAUUAUUUAGUAAAAGAAGAUUUGUUCAGGAAGAAUACAUUAAGUUCGUUGAUCCUGAUUCACCUCUGUGUGCAUCCAGUCGUGUAACUCCCCAUUUUUCUUCAAUUGAUGGAUAUCGGCUUUCUCAUGUUUGGCUGAAUGACAACGGUGUCCGAGAAGCUCUCCAUAUAAAAAAGGGGAGCAUAGGGGAAUGGAUAAGAUGCAACUAUGGAUUGCCUUAUAAGAUCACAAUCAGGGAGAGUUUCCAGUAUCAUGUAAAGCUCAGCAGUAAAGGUUACAGAUCUCUUGUAUACAGUGGUGAUCACGAUAUGCUUUUUACAUACUUGGGAACGCAAGCAUGGAUAAGGUCUCUGAACUAUUCUAUCGUUGAUGAUUGGCGUUCAUGGGCUGCUGAAGGCCAAAUUGCUGGUUAUACAAGGACUUACUCCAAUGGAAUGACGUUUGCAACAAUUAAGGGUGGAGGCCACACAGCGCCAGAGUACAAGCCUCUUGAAUGUUCGUCUAUGUUCAGAAGAUGGAUAUCGCGUCAACCUCUGUGAUAGUCUCAAUCUUACCCGGAAGGCGGUGAUGUGUUCCAUCAAUCUCAAGCUGGAAAUGCCGAUUGUAGACCUGGUCAUUGCCCAUUAUUUUUCAAUAAGAAACUGAGUUCCUUAGUUUUAGAUGAGUGGAACAGACCCAUUCCCAAUAAAUUCUCUGACAUGUGAAGAGAUUAUGACAAAUCUAUUCAACAUUAAUAAAAUAAGUUAAAACA
This is a messenger RNA of Diospyros lotus (date-plum), 1758 nucleotides long. Its product is annotated as serine carboxypeptidase-like 13. Bases 74 to 1546 code for a protein of 490 amino acids. The record is from RefSeq and is a predicted model, not a curated record. Gene Ontology annotation, molecular function: serine-type carboxypeptidase activity; acyltransferase activity, transferring groups other than amino-acyl groups. Lineage: Eukaryota; Viridiplantae; Streptophyta; Magnoliopsida; Ericales; Ebenaceae. The transcript has 14 exons. Gene Ontology annotation, biological process: secondary metabolic process; proteolysis.